AUGAUGAAACAGCAGAGAUCUCUAAGGCCUGUCUUGGAAUUGAACCAGGUGAUAAUUCCCACUUAUGGAACUGUGCCAGAUCAGCAAAACCUUCAUACUCCAGAAUGGGCUGAUUUUGAUAAUAAGCCAGACUCCUUGUUCUUCAGCGAUGGGCAGCGAAGAAUUGACUUUGUUUUGGUAUAUGAAGAUGAAAGCAAAAAAAUGACUCACAAGAGGAGCGAUCGUAGAAAGCAAAAGAGGAAGAGACAGGUUUAUGAGUCCAAUCUGAUAAAUAAUGGCUUGCAACUAGAAGCCACAAGAUCGGUUUUGGAUGAAAAACUUAUUUUUGUAAAAGUGCAUGCACCUUGGGAAGUGCUGUGCACAUAUGCUGAGGUUAUGCACAUCAAAUUGCCUCUGCAGCCCAAUGACCUGAAAACCCGAGAUUCAGCUUUCAACUGGUUUAGUAGACUGUUCAGAGUGGAUGAAAAUAUCAUUAAACCCGAGCAGGAGUUUUUCACUGCCCCUUUUGAAAAGGAACAUUUGUCCAACUUUUAUAUUCAAGACAAAGAUACAUUUUUCAAUCCUGCAACUAGAAGCCGAAUUGUUCAUUUUAUCCUAUCCCGUGUGGAAUAUGCAACUAAAAACAAUGUGAAAAAGUUUGGCAUUAACAAAUUACUGGAUGCUGGAAUCUACAAAGCAGCUUUUCCCCUUCAUGAUUCUAGUUUCAGGCACCUGUCAACUGAUCCUGACUGUCCAAGUGAACGAUAUCUUCUCUACAAAGAAUGGGCUCACCCUAAAAACAUUUUCAAACUGCAGCCCUUGGAUUUUAUCAGGAAAUAUUAUGGAGAGAAAAUUGGAAUCUAUUUUGCUUGGCUGGGGUUUUACACUAAUAUGCUGAUCGUGGCUGCAGUUGUAGGAGUUGGCUGUUUUCUGUAUGGAUGUCUGACAAAGGACAACUGCACAUGGAGCCAAGAAGUAUGUGAUCCCAACAUAGGAGGUAAUAUCAUAAUGUGUCCUCAAUGUGAUAAAGUAUGUGCCUACUGGAACCUCACCAUCACUUGUGAAUCGUCCAAGAAACUCUGUAUAUUUGAUAGCUUUGGAACAUUGGUGUUUGCAGUAUUUAUGGGAAUAUGGGUUACCUUGUUUUUGGAGUUUUGGAAGCGAAGGCAGGCAGAACUGGAGUACGAAUGGGACACAGUUGAAUACUUAGAGCAGGAAGAACAAAUUCGCCCAGAAUAUGAAGCACGAUGCACUCGUGUAGUAAUGAAUGAAAUCACACAGCAAGAAGAACAUGUGCCAUACACUGCCUGUGGAAAAUGCAUGCGUAUGACUUUUUGUACAAGUGCAGUCUUAUUCUGGAUUCUUUUGAUUAUUGCUUCCGUUAUUGGAGUCAUUGUCUACAGACUCUCAGUUUUCCUGGUGUUUUCUGCAACAUUGUCACAGCACAUUACUGGGACGCAAUCCGCAAUUCGCAAGUACCUAACUCCACAAACAGCUACUUCAAUAACUGCUUCAAUCAUCAGCUUUAUAGUCAUUAUGACUCUGAACAUCAUCUAUGAGAAAGUGGCAAUCAUGAUUACUGACUUUGAGCUUCCGAGGACACAGACCGAUUAUGAAAACAGUCUGACCACAAAGAUGUUCUUAUUCCAGUUUGUCAACUACUACUCUUCAUGCUUCUACAUAGCCUUCUUUAAGGGUAAAUUUGUAGGUUACCCUGGAAAUCCAGUUUAUUGGCUAGGAAAGUAUCGCAAUGAGGAGUGUGAUCCAGGUGGAUGUCUCCUUGAACUCACAACUCAGCUUGCCAUCAUAGUAGGAGGUAAAGCAAUCUGGAAUAACAUUCAAGAAGUGCUUCUUCCUUGGGUUAAGAAUCUAAUCGGAAGAUAUUGUGCAGCUGCUAGAUCAGAAAAAAUUGUUCCACGCUGGGAACAUGACUACCACCUGCAGCCCAUUGGAAAACUUGGAUUGUUUUAUGAGUACCUUGAAAUGGUUAUACAGUUUGGAUUUGUCACUCUGUUUGUGGCAUCGUUCCCACUGGCUCCUCUUCUGGCUCUUAUUAACAAUAUGUUGGAAAUCCGAUUGGAUGCGUGGAAGAUGACAACCCAGUUCAGACGCAUAGUUCCACAGAAAGCACAAGACAUAGGAGCAUGGCAGCCAAUCAUGCAAGGAAUAGCCAUUUUGGCUGUGGUUACCAAUGCCAUGAUAAUUGCUUUUACAUCUGACAUGAUUCCUCGUCUGGUUUAUUACUGGUCCUUUUCAGUCCUUCCUUACGGGAAUCACAGCAGUUACACUAUGAAAGGCUAUAUAAACAAUACACUCUCUAUCUUCAAUAUAUCCGACUUCAAGAGUGAAAGCAAGCCAUUUCCCCCUUUGUUUGUGAACCAAACGACAUGCAGAUACCGUGAUUUCCGCUACCCUCCUGGUCACCAGCAUCAGUAUGAGCAUAACAUAUAUUACUGGCACGUCAUUGCAGCCAAGCUGGCUUUCAUCAUUGUCAUGGAGCAUGUCAUAUACUUUGUGAAGUUUAUUAUUUCAUAUGCAAUACCAGAUGUAUCAGAAAAGACCAAGAGCAAGGUCAAACGAGAGAGAUACCUAACACAGAAACUCUUGCAUGAGAAUGAUCUCAAGGUUGUGAAAAAAAACAUGGGGAAGAUAGCCGACAAAAUUUUCAAAGGAGUGGAUAGCCCUUUCCGACCUAAAGCUGAAUAAGUACUUUUUUAUCUGGAAUAAAAGUAUUUAGCCAGCUUAUACUUGUCCACAUGUUCGCCACAGCUAAUCAAACUCUUUGGAUUAAUUUCCAUUAUUAAACACUGUUUCUUGCAACAAUACCCUGCACAUUUCCCUGUUUCCCAUAGGCAAAUACAACCACUGAGACUCAGUGAAGAAUUAACAAGUUUUUUAAACAGCUUUAGUGUGACAUACUUUUCUAACAUAAAAUGAUAAAUAUUAUUUAUCAGCAUAAGAAGAUGCAGAUUAAUUUUGAAAUGCAUAGAGUGCUUUCCACUUCAUUUAGGCAUUGGCUAUUUGAUCUGUUGUUCAACUAGACUAAAACUUGAAGAACCAGAAUUGUUUUCUGUAAGACUAACGCCGAAGAGUUUUGAUCACAUGUGUAAACACCAAGUAUAAAGUGAAGAGGAAAAGCCAAAAUAUGAAGGAAAGAGAAGGAAAAUACAACUCAAAAUCAUGUUGCUAAGCUAUUGCAAUUGAUACACUAAGCGCUGUUGUGUUCUGCACUGAAUUAGAUAUGCAAACUGGAACUUAAAUGGAUAGCAAGAUAUUUCAAUUAAUCAUGGACUUGGAUCACAAGAAGCAGCAAGACUGGAAGCCCAUCCUGUUCAUCAAUCUCUGUGUGAACAGGAGAAUUGUCUUAGAAAUCAAUGCCAACAAAAUGA
Struthio camelus australis is the source of this 3368-nucleotide messenger RNA. NCBI's taxonomy places the organism in Eukaryota, Metazoa, Chordata, Aves, Struthioniformes, Struthionidae. The record is from RefSeq and is a predicted model, not a curated record.